AUGGCCCGUACGGUGGAUCAGGAACUGGAUAAAGCACUUGUAUUUGAAGAUGCGCACGAUGAUGAGGAGAGCCACAAGAAUGAAACGGAAGGUUCUUUUUUUAGUCUGUGUUUUGAACUGUGCGAAUGA
This is a messenger RNA of Gongylonema pulchrum, 129 nucleotides long. The record is from the annotation of a GenBank genome assembly. Lineage: Eukaryota; Metazoa; Nematoda; Chromadorea; Rhabditida; Gongylonematidae.